UGCGCCUCCUCCGUCUUACGCCGGCGAACUCCCGAACGCCCGCGCAAACGACGACGACGGCGCCUACGUAGGCUGGACUUCUCUGUACCCGCCGUCACCAUGCCGCUCGAAGUGGACGGCUCGCACCUCAUCGCUAUCAUUUCCCAGUCUAUCGUGUACGGCAUCUCGCUCCCGUUGUUCGCGACGACUAUCUGGGCGCUAAAGGGGUCCCAGCACGCCUCGCGGAUCUGGUACCCUGCUGCGUUCGCCCUCUUCGCGCUGAGCACGGCGCAUGUCGUCGUGGACUCCAGGAAUACGUACAUCGGCCUCAUUGGCAACGCCGGCGAGGCCAAGGUCUACUUCUCGGACAUCACGAGGGAGAAGGCGAAGAACACGAUAAACCUUCUCGAGACUGCGCUGGCGGACGCAAUCCUGAUCUACCGAUGCUGGGUGCUCUACCGAAAUUGGUGGAUCAUCGCAUUCCCCUGCGUGUGCUGGGUCGGCACCGUCAUCUCCGGCUCUUUCUCCCUAUGGGCCACAAUAAGACUGGCAAGCGUCUCCGUGGAGGACGUGGUCGCGCAGCAAUACUCGAUUGCGUGGAUAACAGCAUUCUACUCUACGACCCUUGCCACCACCUUUAUCUCGACAGGCCUCCUUGCGCGCAAACUCUGGAUCGUCCACUCUUACAACUUCAGCAACUCGAGUUCGUCCACGGACGGCCGCACCUCCGUCUGGCCCAUCCUCCUCGUCGUCGUCGAGUGCGGCGCGCUCUACGCCAUCGCAAACAUUGCCAUGAUCACCGUCUUCACCGUCGCCACCGUGCCCGCGACAUACAUCCUCGUCGAUUUCAUCGGCCAGCUCAUACCGCUCACCUUCUACCUCAUCAUCGUGUGCGCGGCGCUUCAGAGGAUAGAGAAGGGCGUGCGGGGCGGCAGGGCAAGAACGACCACGACGGGCUUCGCCGUCAGUGGCAUGCGUUUCGGCGGGACGACAUCCUACCCGCCACAUUCCGUCGAGAUACAUAUCGACAGAUUAGCGACGGAGGGGACCGGGUCGAGUGCUACGAGGAUAUCUGAGCGCAGUCAGAGAGAUGACUGGGGUGAGAGCGACAAGCCAUAGCCUUAGAGGAUCCAGACUUGCAUCGGUUUAUCGAGCAGUGUUGUACGCAUCGAUAUAUUUAUCCCAUUUAUAUUCCCGCC
Molecule: messenger RNA, 1178 nt
Organism: Schizophyllum commune H4-8
Lineage: Eukaryota; Fungi; Basidiomycota; Agaricomycetes; Agaricales; Schizophyllaceae
Exons: 6
Coding region: 100-1098 (332 amino acids)
Source: RefSeq, a predicted model, not a curated record